CAAAGACUCAGACGCAAGCAGCUAGUGAGUCUCACGUUGCUGUACCGUCCUCGACAGACCCAGGUCUCACCACUCAAUACUUGGAGGAUGCGGGAAGCGGUGGUAGGUCACCUAAGAGACGUCGCAUAGAGGAGCCAGAGGUCGAGGCUACAGUCGAUACGCCAGCACCAGCAUCAGCAUAUGAUGGUGGAGAACAAAACAUCGACCCCAAUCUCGAAGCCUCAACUGCAGAUGCACAGGCUCUUCCACAACCGCGAAAGAGGAGGACGCUUCCUUGGGCAGCGGUGAACCACCCCCCAGAGGGCGAAGAGGACGCUGCUGCUGCGGAGCCAACCCGGAAGCCUCGGCAGCCGCCGAAGCCGCGAGCAAAGAAGAACGUUACAGCAGAUCCGGAUGCAGACCACGUCGCACAGGAAGAUGGAGACGAGGAAGAGGCUCAGCCCACCCGGAAGCGACCCGCUGCCAAACCCCGUGCGAAGAAAAAGGCCACCGAAGCUACCGCCCAGGACGGCGAGGGAGUCCCUGCCCCACCGAAGAAAGCCAGAAAGCCAAGAAAGCCUCGGGAAGCCCUAAGCAGCGAGAUUGUCCAAGGCACAGAAGACGAGGUCGGGCGCAUAGCCGAUGACAUCGUGGCGGCAGCCACGCGUCGCAAGCCAAAAGCAAAGAGAAGGAGGAAGGCCACUCCUGAAGGCGACGAAGUCGAUGGUAUUGAAGGUGAAGAAGGCACAAGGAAAGAAAAGAAACGGAAGGGAAGACCGCCACGAGAGCCCACGCCAUCCGAUGCCGAAGACCAGACCAUCGACCCUGAUGUCACUUACAUGGAUUCUCUAGCAGCUCGGACUGUUCGCAUUGGAAAACUGUCUGCGCUUGAGAAGCAGAUGCGUACCAUUGACUGGGAUGCAGUCAAGCAACGUCGAAGAGAGGAAGACAACAAAAAGGUCAUCUCGAGGGAGGAACAAGAGAAGGCCGACGCAGCCCUGGCGGCUGCGGGGGCAGAGCUGGCGGCUGCACAAGUCGAGCAGGGUCCUAGAUUACGCUUGAAUGCAGACGGCGUCAUGGAACUAGUACCCGACUCUGGGGUAAUCGAUCGAGAGGGUGACGCAGACCGCAUCAUCAACGAAAUGGUUGUCACAGAAGACCAAGAUAUCACUGCACGUCUCACAACCCGUAGCUUCAUGAAAAACAACAAGCGCUUCCCUAAUGAGUUCCUUCUGCCUGGCCAGGGCCGACGUUGGAACGAUGUCCUCACAAAGAAAUUCUACGAGGCCCUCGAGUCUUUUGGUACAGACUUUCAGAUGAUAUCCCAGAUGUUUCCAGGUUUCACACGGCGCUCCAUCAAGACCAAGUUCACCCGCGAAGAGCGUGAAAACCCGGACCGUGUGAGGGAAGCUCUCCAAGGAAGAUGCAAGAUCAACGAAGGCGGAUGGGACAAGUUCUUGAUGGAGUCGGAGAAGACGGAAGAGUCUUUCGCAGACGCAGAUAAGAUCAAGCGCGAAUUGGCCGAACACGAGGCGGAGAUGCGAGAGAAAAUCGCUGCUGCACAAGCAGAAGCCCAAGAGAGGAAACGGCAACGUGAGAUUGCCGGCGUUGAUGCAGAUGGUAACCCGCUGGGUGAUGGAACAAACAAGGAGAAUGGCAAGGGAAAGAAGAAGAGGGGGAAGAACAAGCAGGUCGCCUUCCAGGAAGAGCAGGGUGUGGAGAUUGUUGGAGAGAUUGGCGAUGAUGAUACUUGGGGCCAGGAGUAA
This is a messenger RNA of Alternaria arborescens, 1745 nucleotides long. RefSeq lists its product as hypothetical. Gene Ontology annotation, biological process: RNA polymerase III preinitiation complex assembly. Gene Ontology annotation, cellular component: transcription factor TFIIIB complex. Lineage: Eukaryota; Fungi; Ascomycota; Dothideomycetes; Pleosporales; Pleosporaceae. Gene Ontology annotation, molecular function: TFIIIC-class transcription factor complex binding. The record is from RefSeq and is a predicted model, not a curated record. The annotation marks the transcript as partial. The transcript has a single exon.